This is a messenger RNA of Rhineura floridana, 3460 nucleotides long. RefSeq names its product otopetrin 3 (gene OTOP3). Gene Ontology annotation, biological process: proton transmembrane transport. Gene Ontology annotation, cellular component: membrane. The transcript is spliced from 7 exons. NCBI's taxonomy places the organism in Eukaryota, Metazoa, Chordata, Lepidosauria, Squamata, Rhineuridae. Gene Ontology annotation, molecular function: proton channel activity. The record is from RefSeq and is a predicted model, not a curated record. The coding region runs from base 108 to 1922 and encodes 604 amino acids.
CUCAUCCUUUCAGUUUUCCUGCUGAAGCUGCCUGUGAUCAGGGCUGAGGAGGACUGAAAGCAAAUUCUCCUUCCCAUCAGACAGCCCAGCACAACAGUCACUCGGCCAUGGAUCUCCAAGAGGCAGUGUGCCAGAGACACCAUCGCCAGGAAGCUGGAGGAAAUCAGCCUGCUCCCCCACAACCAGAGGGCUGGAAGAUCAACUAUGAGAAAUCCUGGCUACACCGCCAUUGUUCUUCACUGUUGCGCAGGGACAAGCAGGCCCAGAAGGCAGGGCAGCUCUUCUCGGGAUUGCUGGCCAUGAACGUGGUGUUUCUAGGCUGUGCUUUCAUCUGCAGCAUGAUUUUUAACAAGGUGGUCAUUACCCUGAAAGACGUCUGGAUUUUCCUGUCCAUCCUCAAGAUCCUGGCGUUAGUCUGGAUAGCAUGCUAUUUACUGUUCACUAGGCGGAAGCCACAUGCUAUCUUGUAUCGGGAUGCCCACGCGGGGCCAGUGUGGGUUAAAGGAUCUCUGAUACUGUUUGGCGUUUGCAGUGUCCUUCUGCAUGUGAUCCGGAUUGGGUAUGAUAUUAUCCAUAUUCAGUGUAAAUCCCAAGUGGACAUUUUGUUCCCAUCCUUAGGAAUUCUCUUCAUCUGCAUUCAGACUUACUUUAUAUGGUGUCAUGCGAAGGACUGUACCCAGGUUCAGCACAACUUCACCAGAUGUGGGCUAAUGCUGACCUUGGCCACUAACCUCCUGUUGUGGCUCUUAGCUGUGACCGAUGACUCAGUUCACAGGGAAAUUGAAUCAGAACUAAACCAUUCUGCGCAGGGAGUUGAAGGCAAUGGGACAGGCUCCUGCAAGUGCUCAAACACAACAGCCUGCAAGGUCUUCCAGAAAGGCUAUAUUUUGCUAUACCCCUUCAACACAGAAUACUGCCUGAUCUGCUGCUCCAUGCUCUAUGUCAUGUGGAAGAAUGUGGGCCGGCGCAUUGCUCAGCACCAUAUCUCUUGUACCAAGCCCAGAUUCAAACUCCACGGGGUAAUUUUUGGGCCACUGCUUGGCAUCUCGGCAAUAAUCAUUGGUAUCUGUAUUUUCAUGGUGUAUCAGAUCCAAGCCACCAGUUCCUCCCCUAGUCAACAAACGUUCAUCCUCUAUUAUUCCUACUACAUCUUUUUGUUGCCUGUGAUGACAGUUGGGGCCUUGGUUGGAACCAUCAUCCAUGGCCUAGAAGAGAGGGAGCUGGAUACACUGAAAAACCCAACACGGAGUCUUGAUGUGAUAUUGCUAAUGGGAGCAGCCUUAGGCCAGAUUGGCAUCUCUUACUUUUCCAUUGUAGCCAUUGUGGCCACAAACCCAACGGAUUUGUUAAAUAGCAUCAUCCUAGCCUAUUCAGUGAGCCUCAUCAUGCAACACAUCACCCAGAAUAUCUUCAUUAUUGAGGGGCUCCAUAGGCAGCCACUGCUGGUGGAUGAAGGCCCCAGCCACGCUGCACAUUCCAUGAAAGGUUUUCUCUCAGCCCAGAGCCCACCCAGUGAACACAUGAUUGCAUCCUAUGCCUGCCAAGAGCCUGCCUCAUCCACUGCCAACAAAAAGGCAGAGAAGAAUGAAAAAGAGACAUGUGAAAAUACUUCUCCAAAAGUUUACAACUUAGAGAUAAGACAAGAAAUCCGGAAAGUUUCACAGACCUACAUUCAGACCUACAGCCAUUUGAAUUGGAAAAGGAAAGCUCUGAAGGAGAUCUCCAGCUUUUUGAUCAUGUGUAACAUCAUAUUGUGGAUUCUGCCAUCAUUUGGAGCACAUCCAGUGUUUGAGAAUGGAUUAGAGAAAUCAUUUUAUGGCUACUCCACCUGGUUUGCUAUCGUCAAUUUUGGGCUUCCCUUGGGUGUGUUCUACAGAAUGCAUUCUGUCGGUGAUCUUCUGGAGGUAUACCGGUCCACCUGAACUAUAUUGAAGUCUUCAUACACUGAGAACUUAACUAUUAUCAUGGGAACCAAUGCUUUUAUAGGGCAAAACUAUUCUAAGAGGGUCACAUUUUGAACAUUUUACUAUACUGGAGGGGGAAAAAGCAAAUUUAACCUUGUUGGUAAACAGUGGAAGUAUGCACACCCCAUAGCAGCUUAUUAUAGGACUGAAUCACUCUGUGUACAUUAUAGUCUAAUUACAAUAUAGUCUCUAAUGACAAUGUUAAACAAACAUUGACUAGAAACACGUGUUGGAAGGUGUGGAAACUGAGCUGGGUGCAACAAACCCUUGGGUAAAAGCAAGAACCCUCCAUGAAUAUGUCAGUCCUUUGAGGUGCAUUGGUUAUUCUACAGAGACAGCGAAGUGGAUCUCCUUAAGUCAGGGACAUUACUCACAUUUUUUUAAAAGGGCAUGGUAAGUAAAUGCUCAAAUGUUAACACCCAUCCAUGUCUAAACAGCUAUCAAAUCAUGUCUGACUAGCAUGCGUGUCUGGCAUAAGGCAUGCCUGUUUCAGGCACGCUCCUGGAGCUUCAUUCUUCAUGUUGCCUCUAUAGACAUGUAGCACAAGUAGUAACACUCAGGAAGACUGAAUCACUGCCCUGGUAUCAAGCAGAAAAGUAACAGGAACAUCAGUCCCAUCCACAUCAGUUUUCUGAUGUUAUUUUCAGGGUAGCUAUUUGAGGGAAAGAGCACAACUUUACUUCUGGGAUCCGUUCGUGCUGAGCUGUGGGCUUUACUUUAGAGGGUGUGGAGAGGGGCAAAGUUCCUCCUUAUGAAGCCAACUAAGCACCUUUAGGGUAUCAUACUACCCCAAUACUUGCUCCCAUUCCCACAGGACAACCUUGUUUAUUAAACCUCCCAAGGACACAUAUACUUUGCUUUAUUCCAUGAGGUGUUCAGGAUGCAACUACACAUUUUAUAAGUUAGUAUAGACCAAUAGUCUAAUUCUGUUUUCAUUAUUUAUCUGGUACACACAAUACCUGAAAACAUACUAAAUAGGGAACAAAUAGAUUUAAGAGGUACAAUAUAGAGUUUUGAGACUGAAAGCAUUUGAUCUGCAACAAUAAGGAAAGAACUGUGGUGAACCUUGAAAAGCCCCCAGCAUCAUUAAGCAGAUAAUAUAGCUAAAUGUUCAGAGUUUAUUGCAUGUGCUGUCAUCAUUUCACCUGUGUUCAGGACAUAGCAAAACAAGUGGAACACAAUGAAAAGCUGCCUCUUAAUUAUAAUAGUCUUGACUCAGUCUGGUGAUUGAUUAUAUAAAGGAUUAAAAGCUGUGCCCAGCUUUGCGAUCAAUUCAUCUUUUAGCACUAUCUAAAUCCGUCUUGUUGCUGAAGGCUAAUAGAUGGAAGUGUAAACACUUCUUGUUUUAUUGCUCUCCUGCAAAAUAAAUCACUCCCUAGCGCUAUUGGUUAAGAUCUGGGACUUGGCUUCCUUUUUACAAAGAGUUCUGCAAGACGAAAUAGGGUGCACAAGGCUUAAGCAGGCUCCCAUUCCAAGGAACUUCCAUCUAACAGUGC